AUGAGUGGAUUACGACUCCAAAAAAGAUUGGCCUCUAAAAUAUUGAAAUGUGGCAAGAAGAAAGUCUGGUUGGAUCCAAAUGAAAUAAAUGAGAUUUCAAGUGCUAAUUCUCGGCAAAACAUAAGACGACUUGUCAAAGACGGUUUGAUUAUUCGUAAGCCAGUGGCAGUUCAUUCGCGGUAUCGUGCACGUAAAAAUUUGGAAGCUCGGAGAAAGGGUCGUCAUAUGGGUCAUGGUAAAAGACGUGGUACGCAGAAUGCACGAAUGCCAGAAAAGAUUUUAUGGAUUCGUCGAAUGCGUGUUCUGCGCCAUCUUUUAAAGCGUUACCGUGAAGCAAAAAAAAUUGACAAGCAUCUAUACCACGAUCUUUAUCUUCGUGCCAAGGGCAAUGCUUUUAAGAAUAAACGUAAUUUAAUGGAAUAUAUUUUCAAGAAGAAGAGUGAGAAUACUCGUUCUAAACAAUUGGCGGAACAAGCAGAAGCGCGUCGAGCUAAGAACAAGGAAUCUAGAAAACGACGUGAACAGCGUCUAGCACAAAAAAGAGCAGAAGCUAUGCGCAAGAUUUCUGAAAAUGAAAAAGAGAGUGCAGUGAGCAAAGAAGCGAAAACGACAAAGGAUUCGAAAGUAUCGGAGAAGUGA
This is a messenger RNA of Thelazia callipaeda (thelaziosis nematode), 639 nucleotides long. The record is from the annotation of a GenBank genome assembly. Lineage: Eukaryota; Metazoa; Nematoda; Chromadorea; Rhabditida; Thelaziidae.